UUGAUAGAGAAAUAGUUGUCCAGUCUUCAGGGAAUGAUGGCAUGUGUGGGAUGUCCCUUCAAGUCGGCCAACAGUAUGUAAUUAUGGGUCAUAGAAGCGGAAGAAAGAAGAUGUUUGGAUUUUGUGACUUUGUAAAGAGAACAAGUGGUUUGUCUUUUGAAGAAACGUUUUUCCUAUUUACCAAUGGUCCAUAUUCAUACUUGAAAAACUGCAAAAAUGGAUGUGAUGACAUAAGCGAUAGAUCUAAGGGGUGCCACUUCUCACAUGAGAACUAUGCUGCCGUUGAUUGUUUAUCUGGGUCAGCAUUAUGCCGUAAGGAGAAAAACGUCUGUAAAUGGUAUAAUGCGGAGAAAUGUCCAUCAAUAACAACGCGACCAACAUCUCGGACAACACCGUUAUAUCGUCCGCUACCAGUCAUGCGUCGUUAA
This is a messenger RNA of Mytilus californianus (California mussel), 428 nucleotides long. RefSeq lists its product as uncharacterized. NCBI's taxonomy places the organism in Eukaryota, Metazoa, Mollusca, Bivalvia, Mytilida, Mytilidae. The record is from RefSeq and is a predicted model, not a curated record. The coding region runs from base 42 to 428 and encodes 128 amino acids. The transcript has 3 exons.